UCUGUCAAUCAAAUUGUACAGCAGAUUUUCGGAAGAGGCGUUCAUUAAUUUACGUUUUUUGCUUAAAGCACAGUGGUUUUAUCGUUAAAAAUGCUUGCUAUAAUCAAUCGUAUCCUUGAUUGGAUUAAAAGCUUGUUCUGGAAAGAAGAGAUGGAGCUAACACUGGUUGGAUUGCAGUACUCGGGGAAAACAACUUUUGUUAACGUCAUUGCCUCCGGGCAGUUUAGCGAAGACAUGAUCCCAACAGUAGGAUUCAACAUGCGCAAAAUCACCAAAGGAAAUGUCACUAUCAAGGUUUGGGAUAUCGGUGGCCAGCCCAGGUUCCGCUCCAUGUGGGAGAGGUAUUGCCGAGGAGUUAAUGCUAUUGUCUACAUGGUGGACGCGGCGGACCCGGACAAGAUCGAGGCGUCUCGCAACGAGCUCCACAGCUUGCUGGAGAAGCAACAACUCACCGGCAUACCAGUGCUCGUACUCGGGAACAAACGGGACCUGCCGCAUGCACUCGACGAGCACGGACUCAUCGAGCGGAUGAAUCUUUCAGCUAUCCAGGACCGUGAGAUCUGCUGCUACUCAAUCUCGUGCAAAGAGAAGGAUAACAUCGACAUCACACUACAGUGGCUCAUCGCGCACAGUAAGUCCGGCAGCGCGCGUUAAUCGCACACCAUUAUCGACUCUAUGUGCAACACAUCUUUAGCACCUAAGGCGCAGUUUUGCCUGAACUUUCUUCGUAUUUAAAGUUCUUCGUUUGAUUACAUCUCUAUGCGACGAACGAACACGAAAUAUUUUCACAAUAUUGGUGACUUACACUGCACAAAAGACACGAGUCUUUUUGCUUCGUGAAAAGUCAAAAGACUGGCCUCGCGAAAAGACUAAAUAAUGCCUAAAUAAAUUGGACUUUGACAUUUCCUUACUGGUCGAUUUGAUCACGAGAGUGAACUUUAUGUGGUCAUUUUCUUUGAUUAAGUCGGUUACUCUAUGUAUAUUUGGCUACGAGACUGAAAAGGGACAUUUGAAGAGACUGCCAAGUAUACUACUUCACAUGACUGUUUCCUAACUCUCGGUUCAUUUAAGAAAGAUUCGUGGGAAAUGAACUGCGCCUUAUAGAGACUGUGCUUCUAAGAGAUGACCUUGUUGCAUUAUAUUGUAAGUUGCGAUUACAAUGGCGUUCAAUACUUUAUCACAGCGUAUUAGUUUCAAGAAGUAAAUUAUAUUAAGAGUAGGAUUCCAAAAAACAACGUGUUUUUCUUUUCUUACGUGUGUACUGUAUUGUUGAGAAUCUUGACAGUUUUGCCUCGCUUUGAAACCUGACAUUUUGAAGCAGUUUAAUUGUGAAGGAAUAAUAUUUUAGGAAUAUUUUUUUUUUCUUGCCUCGUAUUUGAAUGCGUUGUGUAUAAAGUAUUGGUCAAGCCAGUCGUGUCGUGAUAAAUAAAUUUAGCUUGAGUAAUGCACUCUCUAAAACAAAUGUUGAAUGUGGUGAAUUAUCUUGUCACAACACAACCGUUGGCUUCAAUUUGUUUUCAUUGUUUGAAAAUGGUGCCAAGCUGUAAUUUCAUUUGUUAAUAUCAUAUAAUUAAUUAUUAUUUACAUGGAAUAUUUAUUGAAAUGCAAUAAUUAUGUGAAAAGAUAAUAUUGUCACAUUACAAAUGUACGUUUACAUCUAAAGUAUAGUUUCUUUUAGAUACAUUUAUUGAAAGACGUUUUUACUCUUCCUGUUGUCGUUUCAUAUGUAAAUCUUGAAUAGUUAGAAUAUAUAUCGCAUUAAACUAAAAAUUAAACCUGCACAUAUCAAUUGUAUCGCGUUUAAUUUACUGUAAAGUUUAACAUUUGGUCUAAGAGUUGCUAUAUUUUAGAUGCAGUACUAUCAUAGUCUAUCAUGUUAGACUAUUUAGAUUCCUUAAUAAUAUUAGCGUUAUAUAUUAUAAAUAUACUUAUCUCAUAUUGUUAGCUAAAAAAAUAAGUUUAAAGGUAUCUAAUGUGCGAAUAAUUUUGUUGUUCCCUCGUUAGGCGCAACCUGUAUAUAAUAUGAACAAUCUACGUUUAUUAUGUAUAAAUUGAAGUACUGUUUUGAGGUAUGGACACAAUAUUUUACGAGAAUUUUCUAUGUCAGGACCAAGAAAUCGUAUGAAGUGAAAAGACACCUAUUUAGGAUAAUGUGCUUAACGAUUUACAGACAUAGAACCAUAGGCGCAUUGACCUAGAAAAGUAGAUCGUAUAGGCUUGUAAUAAAGAUUAUUUUCGAUUGUAAAAUAGUGUCUUCAUGACUCAAAAAACCAAUGAUCUUUAUUUAUUUUUGUCAUCCAACAAAAUUAUUCAUACACUAGCAAUGUUUUGUCGAAUAUAGAAAGUCACUAGAUGUGUAAUUAAUUGAAAUUGAAAACCCGCUUCGACUGCACAUUAUGUUUAUAUAAAUAAACGUUUAUAUAUAGUUGUAUCUUGUAAUAUAUUACAUAGAUUUGACAAGA
Molecule: messenger RNA, 2462 nt
Organism: Spodoptera litura
Lineage: Eukaryota; Metazoa; Arthropoda; Insecta; Lepidoptera; Noctuidae
Product: ADP-ribosylation factor-like protein 8
Biological process (GO): protein transport; anterograde axonal transport
Cellular component (GO): lysosomal membrane
Molecular function (GO): GTPase activity; GTP binding
Source: RefSeq, a predicted model, not a curated record